Messenger RNA from Amphiprion ocellaris (clown anemonefish), 2805 nucleotides. RefSeq names its product forkhead box protein B1-like. Lineage: Eukaryota; Metazoa; Chordata; Actinopteri; Pomacentridae. Gene Ontology annotation, biological process: regulation of transcription by RNA polymerase II; anatomical structure morphogenesis; cell differentiation. Gene Ontology annotation, molecular function: DNA-binding transcription factor activity, RNA polymerase II-specific; RNA polymerase II cis-regulatory region sequence-specific DNA binding. Bases 1110 to 2015 code for a protein of 301 amino acids. The record is from RefSeq and is a predicted model, not a curated record. The transcript has a single exon.
AGCGGCUGCACAGUGAUGUAGUGGUUAGCACUUUCGCCUUGCAGCUAGAAGGUCCCUGGUUCACGUCCCGGCUUUCCCGGGAUCUUUCUGCAUGGAGUUUGCAUGUUCUCCCUGUGCAUGCGUGGGUUUUCUCCGGGUACUCCGGCUUCCUCCCACAGUCCAAAAAUAUGCUGAGGUUAAUUGAUCAUUCUAAAUUGCCCGUAGGUGUGAAUGUGAGAGUGAUUGUUUGUCUCUGUAUGUAGCCCUGUGACAGACUGGUGACCUGUCUAGGGUGUCCCCUGCCUUCACCUGAGUCAGCUGGGAUAGACUCCACCCCCCCCAUGACCCUAGUGAGGAUUAAGCAGUGUAUAGAUAAUGGAUGGAUGGAUGGAUAAAAACGUAGCGAUUUAUGGAAGAAAAAUGUUCAAAGUUCAGUUUGUAAAUUGAGAGAAACCCGCUGCUGGUUCCGGUUCACAUUCACUGCGGAGGAAAAACACGAAUUAAAAACAAAAUGAAAAAAUACUGAAACCAGAAAAAAAAAACCCAGCAGCUCAGCGGAGCGAUUUGUUCUGAAAUUAGUGACACACGCACACACACACACACGCACACACGCACACACACACACACACACACACACACACACCCCCUCCGUGCCUUGAGACCCUCAGACCUCCAGAGCGGCUCUUCUGCUCCCCGGCUGGAGGCUCCUCUGCUCGGCUCCUCUCCCGGUGCAUUAACGGGACUCUUGCCGUGUUUCGGUGUAAAUAAAUGAACCGGAGCCCCCCCCCCCGCCCCUCCCUCCGGUCAUGUGACGGUGAACCAGUUUAAUGAGGCUCCGGUGUCUCCGCCGUCCAGACCCGGUCAUGGAGGCGGCGGCCGCGUAGCGCAGCGGGCAGGAGGACGACGGACACCGCGCUGCAGCUGCCGGAGACCCGCUGAGACCCGCAGCUGCUGCCGGAACUUUCCCGAGCGCGGAGCUAGAAGUGUGCGGGACGAUGCGGGACAGACAGAGUUGGAGUCUGUGCGUAAAGACGCAGUAGAGUUGGAGUUUGGAUAAAGUUUCUCCACAGAGACGGGACCGACUCAGACCGAACUGAACCUGGUCCGCUCCGGUCCGGUUCUCCAGAACAAUGCCUCGUCCCGGCAGGAACACGUACAGCGACCAGAAGCCUCCGUACUCGUACAUCUCCCUGACGGCCAUGGCCAUCCAGAGCUGCCCGGAGAAGAUGCUGCCGCUCAGCGAGAUCUACAAGUUCAUCAUGGACCGGUUCCCGUACUACCGGGAGAACACGCAGCGCUGGCAGAACUCUCUGCGCCACAACCUGUCCUUCAACGACUGCUUCAUCAAGAUCCCCCGCAGACCGGACCAGCCCGGGAAGGGCAGCUUCUGGGCGCUGCACCCGAACUGCGGCGACAUGUUCGAGAACGGAAGUUUUCUGCGGCGCAGGAAGCGCUUCAAGGUGGGCAGCCUGCAGCCGCCCGACCCGCUGGGCCCCAGCAAGCCGCAGGACGCCGCGCACUUCCUGCAGCAGCAGCAGGCCAAGCUGCGGCUCAGCGCGCUGCACGCCGCCGCGCACCUGCCGCCGCUGCCGGCCGGAUACAACCUGAGCUCCGCGCCGCCGCCGUCCGGCUUCAAGCAUCCGUUCGCCAUCGAGAACAUCAUCGCCCGGGAGUACAAGGUCCCCGGCGGCCUGGCGGCCUUCAGCCCCGCCGGGUACCCGCUGCACAGCCAGCUGCCGCCCGCCUGGCCGCACAUGUACGGCUCCGGGAUGAUGGACCCGGCGGCGCCCAUCGGCGACUACUCGGCCUACGGGAUGCCGUUAAAGUCCAUGUGCCACGGACAGACGCUGCCCGCCAUCCCGGUGCCCAUCAAACCGACGCCCGGCUCGGUGCCCGGGCUGCCGGGGCUCCCCGCCCACAUCCCGGCCUUCCUGGCGAACUCUCCCCAGUCCCUGAGCCCCACGUCCCCGCAGACCGGACAGAGCAGCCCGGCGGCGCCCGGAGAGACGCUGCAGUCCGCGGUGACGGUUCACUGACCGGAGCCGGUUCAUCCGUUAAUUUACCGAAAAUACAAAACAUCUGGCUGUGACCUCUGACCUCCAGCAGAAUAAAACCACUUCUAUUCACUUUUACUCCAGUUUAUUUCAGUUUAAUUCCAGUUUUACUCCAAAUGUUUUCAGUUUAUUUCAGAUUUUAUUCAUUUUUAUUUCAGAUUUCUUCCCGUUUUAUUCAGCUUUAUUUCAUUUCAUUCCAGUUUUCUUCUGUUUUUAUUCCAGAUUUAUUUUAUUUUAUUUUUAAAAAUUUUUAUCAGGAUUUUUUCCAGUUUUAUUAAUUUUAUUUGAUUUUCUUCCAGUUUUCUUAUAUUUAAAUUAGUUUUUCUUCCAGUUUUCUUUGGUUUUCUCCUCGUUUUUCUUCCACUUUGUCCUCUUUCCUCCCUCUUUUCUUCACGGCUCGCUGGAUCUUGUUCUGAGUCUUUCUGGAGCUUUUGUUUGCUUCUUUUCUUUGGACUGAAUGAAGUCAGAUUAAUGACUCUAACUCUUUAACUCUUCAGUCUUUCUGCUGCUUCUUUUCUUUUCCUGAGGAGGAUGAAGAUGAUGAAGGUGUUUUAAAGCAGCUGAACCUUUUCUAUCAGAGGAACUUUAGCUGUAAUUAUGGGAUGUUGGAUCUGAAGCACUUUGUUUUGUGUUGAGCUGCUGUGUUUGUGCUGCUGCUGCUGCAUGCUGAACUCUGAUAUUCGCUGUUGGCAUUUUCUCUUUAUUUUGGGGGUUUGAAGCUUAAAGCAUGAAUCUGUGUUCUUCAUCGGAUCAUUAAAGGAUUCCUGCAGUU